CAAGAGGUGCCGGAUUGUUGUGUUUACAUUAUUCUUGGCUUCAUUAGCGUUUUCAGUGUAAAUUUGGUUUCCAGGCACAAAGAAAUAUGUCUGCUAGAGGAGGAAAGAAGCGCCAAAAGGCGAUGUCUAAGUCGCAAAGAGCAAAUGUUACUUUUCCAGUAGGGCGAAUGCACCGGUACUUGAAGAUGGGGACACACCGCUUGCGUAUCGGAGUCGGCUCUCCGGUAUACAUGGCAGCCGUCAUCGAGUAUCUCACAGCUGAGGUCCUUGAGCUGGCUGGAAAUGCUGCAAGAGACAACAGGAAGGGGCGAAUCACCCCAAGGCACAUUUUGCUUGCAGUGGCUAAUGAUGAAGAGCUGCACUUGUUGCUGAAAAAUGUAACAAUAGCAUCAGGAGGAGUGCUUCCAAAGAUUCAUCCUGAGCUGUUGGCCAAAAAGAAAGGUGGCAAAUUUGUAAUGAGCAACAACAUGCCAUUGACUGUGCCAUAUAAAAAACCAAUCGCCACAAAACCUAUGUCACAUCACAAGAAACCUUCACCGGCUGCACUUGGUGCUUCAAGCGGGGUCCGUGCUAAGAAACAGCCUUUAAGUCCAACAUCUGGUAAGACGGGUAAAGGGAAAGGCAAAGGCAAAGAUUCCAGCAUUACUGUAGUCACACCAGCAAGUGCUAGUGUUACAACGUUGUCUGAAAAGAAACUCUUUCUUGGGCAAAAGCUUACAGUUGUACAGGGUGACAUAACAAAUAUUUCUUCAGAUGCUUUGGUGCAUCCUACCAAUUCUGCUAUAGCAAUGAUGGGUGAAGUUGGGCAAGCACUAGAAAAAAAAGGAGGCAAAGAAUUCAUGCAGGAAAUCCAUGAGUUGCGCUCAAACCAAGGAAGCUUGGAUUCAACAAAUGCUGCCAUUUGUGCUGGGCACAAUUUUCCUGCAAAAUGGGUAAUUCAUGUAAACGGUCCAGCAUGGAAUGAGGUGGACUCGACUGAAAAGUUGGAGAAGACUGUUAAGAACUGCCUUACAUUAGCUGAUCAGAAAAACCUGAAGUCAAUUGCAAUACCAGCAAUUGGAAGUGGCAGGGCUGGCUUUCCCAAACAGUUGGCAGCGCAGACCAUCUUGAAAGCUAUCAGCAACUACUUUGUAAAUGUGAUGUCUUCAUCAUUGAAGCAAAUCUACUUUGUUCUACUUGACAUGGAAAGCAUUGGUAUUUAUGCAGCUGAAUUAGCAAAACUUGAUUCAUAGAAGUCUUUCCUGGCAUGCUACAACAUACUUAGUGUGGUGGACACAGAGAUCCUCACAUACAGUCUUCUUGGUUAAUGGAAACCAAAAAGGUUUAAUUCUUAUUUUUACUACCUGAAGUGUUUGUAAAUGAAUGUUAAAACAUGUAUGCUGUGGACUAAAGCAGGAUGUGAAGUGGACACUUUAUAAUGAAAGUUGGUUAUUGUAGAAUUGCGUGCUUGAAGAGUGCUUGUGGAACAAAAAGGUGAGUAUUGUUAUCCUGUAUGCACAAUCUGUGGCUUCUGGUAUACUAAUUGCCUGAUUUUGGUAUCUUAUUCAUUGCCACAGUUACAGGCACUCAGGGUUAAAGAGUUUUAAAUGUUGUGAAUCAUAGGAAGUAAAAUUGAGGUGACAGGAUGUAAUGAAAUAGUGCGAAAAUAAAACCAUAUGUGUUCUCAA
Schistocerca piceifrons (Central American locust) is the source of this 1667-nucleotide messenger RNA. Its product is annotated as core histone macro-H2A.1-like. The coding region runs from base 87 to 1232 and encodes 381 amino acids. NCBI's taxonomy places the organism in Eukaryota, Metazoa, Arthropoda, Insecta, Orthoptera, Acrididae. Gene Ontology annotation, molecular function: DNA binding; structural constituent of chromatin; protein heterodimerization activity. Gene Ontology annotation, cellular component: nucleosome. The transcript has 8 exons. The record is from RefSeq and is a predicted model, not a curated record.